Molecule: messenger RNA, 6247 nt
Organism: Alligator sinensis (Chinese alligator)
Lineage: Eukaryota; Metazoa; Chordata; Crocodylia; Alligatoridae
Gene: KCNK5
Product: potassium two pore domain channel subfamily K member 5
Exons: 5
Coding region: 733-2082 (449 amino acids)
Biological process (GO): stabilization of membrane potential; potassium ion transmembrane transport
Cellular component (GO): membrane
Molecular function (GO): potassium ion leak channel activity
Source: RefSeq, a predicted model, not a curated record
GGUAAAGCUCUCAGCUGUCAAAUGCUGCCAGAUCCAAUGGUUUUGUGGGCCAGAUUCAGCCAAUAGGCCAUAGGUUGCCGACCCUUUACCUAUACAGUACAGGAGUUUGUUCUCUGAGUUUCCUUGUUCAAGGAUGGAUAUGCAACUUUCCGCAUUCAGGAAGGUUCUGAAGAUUUAAAAAAAAAAAAAGAACAGCAUAGGUGUGCUGGGUAUUUUUCUGAAGUUUUUUGGCUAAAAAUUAUAUUUAGUUAAAUUAUCCACAGUCAUGCACUCAAAAAAUGGAAGGCCUCAUUGUCAUUGUUUGUUUUUAUUUAUUUUAUUGUUGCAAGCUUUUUGCUUUGCCACCUUGCAAUGGCUAACUCAGGAGAAAGCUGCAUGCUGUGUCUGGCUUCAGGUGAGGAAGGUUAUCACUUUGGCUUCAUGGAACCAAGCAGCAUGCUUUUUUGCAGCCAGACUGGCCACCAAAGGGAAGAGAAGAGCAGUGUGAGGGUGUCUGGCUACUGACUGGUCUAAAAAAACAUUUUUACAAUAUGAUACUAUAAUAUAGUUAUACCAGUGUGACCUUCAGUGUGAUGCAUUUGUACUGGUAUAAUAGCUACAAUCAUAAUAGCUACUUCUAUUUUACUUAUAGCAGCACCUGUACUAGAAUAAGCACUCUAAUGAAUACCAGCAUAAUUGUCUUUGCUAGUGCGGUAAAGUACCACUUCAUAUCUGUGUAGUCAAAGUUGCAUUAUGUUCCAGGGGAGAGACAAGGAACAGCCUGCUACCACAACCAGAUGGCUUGGGAAGCUUUGGAGAAAGGAGGGAGGCAAGGUGGUAUCAAAUGCUGCUGGGCAAGGAGUUACCAUUACGGGCAACAACACAUUCAACAACUGGAAUUGGCCCAAUGCCGUGAUCUUUGCUGCUACUGUAAUCACGACAAUUGGAUAUGGAAACGUUUCUCCAAAGACACCCUCUGGGCGUCUCUUCUGCAUAUUUUACGGUCUCUUUGGGGUUCCCCUCUGCUUGACAUGGAUCAGUGCUUUGGGGAAGUUCUUUGGUGGGCGUGCCAAGAGGCUGGGCCAGUUCUUGACCAAGAGAGGAGUAAGCCUGAGGCAAGCACAAAUCACGUGCACAGUUAUUUUCAUUAUGUGGGGAGUUCUCAUUCACCUGGUUAUUCCUCCCUUUGUCUUCAUGGUGACAGAAGGCUGGGACUACAUUGAAGGUCUCUAUUUCUCAUUCAUCACUAUCACCACCAUAGGAUUUGGAGACUUUGUUGCUGGUGUAAACCCAGAAGCAAACUACCAUGCCCUUUACCGAUACUUUGUGGAGUUAUGGAUCUACCUGGGCCUAGCGUGGCUUUCUCUAUUUGUCAAUUGGAAAGUCAGCAUGUUUGUGGAAGUCCACAAAGCAAUCAAGAAACGGAGGAAAAAAAGGAAAGAGUCAUUUGAAAAUCACCCUCAGUCUAAAAAAGCCCUUCAAAUGGGCACCUCCAAGGAUGUGAACAUUUUCAGCUUCCUUUCCAAGAAGGAAGAGACCUAUAAUGAUCUCAUCAAGCAGAUUGGGAAGAAGGCCCUGAAGUCAAACAAUGAUAAUAACAUCAUUAAAACAGACCAUUCCAAACCAAAUAUGCAGAUUGCCAAUAAAGAUAUCCAGGUGACGUACACAAAGAGCAACUCAUUCAAUUAUGAUGAGGUUUCCUUAAAACUCAAAAAUAGUCGCAUUGCGAGGCACCUAAAUGACAAACAGACAGACAGCCCACUGGACUGCAACAUGUUUGUAAACCAGCUGGACCGAAUCAGUGAGGAAGAAGGGGAAGCGUGGGACUCCAGGGAUUGUCGUCCCCUAAUCUUUGAGAACGCCAAUAUAACUUUUGUAAAUGAAGACGAUGAUGAAGAGCAAGAUCUUUCAGAUGAUGAGGAAACUUCCAAAUCCUCCAUGGAUGACAAUCUUGUAGAGGAGCCUGAGACUCCCAAAACCCUGAUGAAGUUUUCGUCUUCAGAUGAAUCCACAUUUACCAGUAAUGAGCUGGAAACUUCUGUGCCUUAUGAACAACUGAUGAACGAGUAUAACACAGUAAACAAUGGAAAAGCUACAACGUGAAGCAGCACUCAUGCUGACCAAUGGUUGUCUGAUGUUGGUUAAUAGCUGGGAGCAAGGAGGAAGGCAAAUUUAUUGCUUAAAACCUCCUGUCUCUCUCUCUUUUUUAAAAAACAAACUAAAACUCCAGUGUUUUAAUGUUACCUACAGGGUUUUUUGUUUGAGAAACCAUCCAUUCAAUUUUGCUUUAUGUGGUUUUUAUUGUUUGUUUGGGUUUUUUUUAAAGCAAGUUUUAACAGAAUGACAGUUCAAGGGUUUGAGAAGGCUAGAAGGAAGUGCGGGGGAAAAGACUAGUUAUUACACUGGACCUAUUUUGUGCUUUUUCCUGAGGGAAUUAGUUUGGGGGUGAAACUACAAUUGCAGACAAACUAGUUUGGGCAUCUGUAACAUGUUUGAUUACUGUACUAGAUUUUCACCUCUGGAAACAUGGAUUCAAGUCCUGCUUGGACCACACGUGAAAAGUCUUAUCGUAGUUGAGACUCCCGAUUGUGCCAUAUUCUGUCUCUCUUCUCCAAGAGAAGGAAAAGCAGGAUGUACCAAAGGUGAGAGUAGAGGUGCAUUGGCAGAGCUGAAUGAGGAAGCUUCCACAGCAUCAGAUUAUGCUAGUGCUAGCAAAAAUGAAGAGCACUAACUUCUUGAACAAAUCCAUUUAAAAGCCCAAAGGAACUGGUUUAGAGAGCCUUUAAUGAACAAGGACCUACCCUAGAAUGAAAAUCCUUCUUGGGCAUGAAAAGUAUGCGUGAAUGAAGUUCAGGGUCUAGCAGCCUGAUUGUGUGCAAGAAAGUAGUGAGGAGGGUGUGGAGGGGACACCACCCUGAUCAAAGUAAAGAAGAGCACAACCGCCAUUUGACAAGCUUUGUGGGUGGAACAUGUCCUUCUCCUGCCCAUAUUGUAGAGGAAAUACUUGAAUAAACUUUAUAUGAUGCAUCUGUACAGGUGAAGUUUUUUAGUGAUACUGUUCUUUGAGCAAAACCAUCUUUUGAGUAGAGGAUACCCUCUGAGUGUUGUAGUGCCUCUUGGAAGGACUUAAAGAGCUGCUGCAGACCUUAUAUACAGUGUGUUCAAUAUCGCUGCAAAAUCUUUUGCUGUUUCUUGCCAACUUGGUACUUCAGAUUAGACUUGAACCUGAGCAUUUGUUUUGUACCAGUACUUGCUUAUACUUCUGCAUAUUGCAUCCUUAAGAGGACAUUCCAUAUGGUUAUUUUACCCCAAAUAGCUGGGUAACGCUAAAUCUUUGGUACCAUUUUCAGAAGUGCUACAGUGAUUUAGGCUCCAAGUAUCUUUUUCAAAACUGACUUGAGAAGCAUAACUUGCUUUUAAAAAGAGACUUGGACCCCUAAGUCACUGUAGCAGUUCUGAAGAUGUUAUGUCUCGGCUCCAGUUAGGAAUUCUUGCUAUGGGGUGCCAGGCUUGCUUUUUUUUUUAAAAAAUGAACACCAAACAUUUUGAGUAAAGAAAAUGGUGGUAUAUGGUUUUAUAUUUCUCUCUCUUUUUAUUUUUUUUAAAGAGCUCUACACAUGAAAUGUGCCAAAUCCUUUCAGAUGAAGCUCUUGAUUUAUGUUGGCAAGAGGUAUGGAUUUCAGUGGUCCAACAUAUUUUUAGAACAGACAAUUGCUGGGAUUUUAAACUUUUUAAUAUUAUUAGGCAAGUUUAUGUUUUGUUUUACAGUAUUUAAGUCAUGUCAACAUGCCUUAAACUUUCAGCAGUCCAGUGAACAGUUGAAACUAAACUCUAGCAUUUGAGAGGGUGGAAAAUAUGGCUCUCUUUCUAACUUUGAGAGGUUGUGUAAAAUUUUUGUAAUACUGACUUUGAAUGACUAAGCAUACUAAUAACAGUAAAUAUUAGCUGCUGCUCAAAUCACUAGUUUCUCCUUCGAUACAAGGAGAACUUGUGGAAACCUGGCACUCCAGUUGGAUAUCUUGUUGACGAGAGUUCUGAAGUCACCUACUGUGAAACAAGGAAUGACAGUGUUCCUUUCUGUUCAAAAGCUUGUACUAUUUGCAGGAGCUUCUAUACACUAAUGUUAACUAAGGGCAAGAUCCUGCCCCAUUACACUGGUCGGAAAUGUAAAGUGUGUUUCAUUGGUUUUAGUAGUUACUCCACACUUACAUUUGCAUGGCUGAGGAGAAAAAGCAAAUCCAACGUGUAAUUGCAAAAUAUUGCUGCUGUUUGGAACCUUGAUGGAAGGACAUAAUCAGUUUUUUUGCAACUGACAGGAAUGAGCACAUUUGUCUGAGCAACAUUUGGUUCGUUCUAACAGACUUUCUUUUCAUAGCCUUUUAUUGUGAUGCCAAGCCCCUCAGGUGUACCUCCUUGUAUUAAGGGUUCUGAAUGAUGACACUGCCUUGGUGCCACUAGUACUGCAAAAAAAAUAAAAAUAAAAAACAAGAAAAAAGAAAUAGUAGACAGUAUGCCAUUUAUAGAAGGUGUGACCCCCUGGUGUAGCAGGUCAGCCUUCUCAUUAAGGAAAAUGCACAUCCUUCAAACAAAGCACUCCAUAAAGCAUUUCUUGCUCUUCAACUAGUCUUCCAUUGUAAAUUACAAUGAUUAAGGCUAUAGAGACAGUUAAUUCCAGGUAGAGUUGGAAAACUAAGAUUAAAAACGGAAUAUCAAGCGUGUUGUAUGUUAUAUUAAGUAAAAGAAGAGGGAUAACCAAAUGUGGCCUCCUGCAUUGGAGGGUUGAACAUGUGAAGUAAGCCAGGGUGUCCAUUUUACAACACAUCGGCUGCUACAUGGUGACCAUUGGCUUGGACUGCUCAUAUUGAGAUUUUGCUCAUUGGAAUCUGUAUGUUCUCCAUAUCAAACAGCACCCGUGUAUUUAAAGAUGUGGAUAGGCCUGAUCUAUUCUGUGUUUCUAAGUUUAAAUGCAGAACAGGGUCACUGCCAAACUGCCAGUGCUGUCAUCUUAGAAUAUCAAGUCUACAUGACACACGUCAUGGGCUUUCAGGUACCAAUCAAUUUUUCAAGAACUAAGUGCAGAAUUCCUGGGGUUUGGGUUUUUUAAAACACAAUUACACUUCACAGUUUUUCUCCCCAGCAGCCAACCAUGUGCCUUGCUCUAACUCUAAUGCUGGGCAAAAUUUACAAGUCUGCAAAGAGCCAGCACAAGAAAUGUUGUUGUUAAAUCCAACAUGCUUCCAGCAUUUAAGCGGGACUAAAUUGGUUUAUACCCCUUCUGCAAAAGGGUGGUUUGUCCACUGUCCUUUUAAAUGAUGGUGCCAGACAGACCUUUGUCUACAAGUCUUCCAUCCUGUUUAGGAAAAACAGCAGUCUAGAGGCUUAAAUUAGCAUUAUCUGUUUGCCUUUUUGAUUUCCAAGUAGUGAACUAGAAGAGUGUCUACCCUACAUUUAGGCCUAUUGGUUUCAAAAGUGCCUUUGGCCACUUUGAAUUCCCAGAUGCUGUUUGGUAAGAUCUUUAUAAUGUGAAGUAGUUCAAGGAAAUUAAGUUCAUGAUUUUGGAGAACCAUUUUUUUUUAGCCAUCUGGUAAAUAUUUUUUGCUGAGGUAAUUAACUGUCUAGCUGUGUUUGGUUAAAUAAGUGCAUUUCUAUAGAUGGGAUUGUAUAGUCAUUUACUAAUAAAAAUCUGCAAGACUCAUGGCAGACACUUGUAUAAAUUUGGAGAGAGGAGGGGGCAGGAAUCCUUCUAGUGGACUGCUGGUACAGACCUAUUUCUCGUUAACUUUGGGGCAUUAAUCAGAGUAAGGGUCCCUUCCCUUCUCGUGCCCAAUUUCCAUUGACCAAUUCUGCCACAAUGAGCCAAUGAGGUAAAAGGCAUUGACAAUUCCUAAAGGUCUCUUUAUGUUCUGUUGGUGAAGCUUGUUCCUACAGUCAGUAAGGUGCCCUCCUCUUUCUUAGCGCCCUGCCAAUUUUGUGUGUCACUUAUUGAUUUUUCUUUUGUCAUUCAAAUCUGUUUUAGUGUGACCAAAUGAACAUCGGUGGUGGCCUUGUGUCUUGUGGUAUAGAGUCUAAUGAAUCUGAUAUAUGGGUACGAAACCACUGAAUAACAUACAAAGAGCCUUGGUUUAUUUUAUUUUUACUUUUUCCUGUGAUCGUGAUUUAUGUGAAUCUGUUGCUGGCAACAGAUGUCAUGAUAUUACCACCGUUCCUUAGUGAUAUACAACAUUUUGUCACCCUGGAUAAGUUCUGAUUUGCCCCCCCCCCCCCCUCU